Engraulis encrasicolus (European anchovy) is the source of this 1813-nucleotide messenger RNA. RefSeq names its product secretion regulating guanine nucleotide exchange factor (gene sergef). The coding region runs from base 38 to 1297 and encodes 419 amino acids. The record is from RefSeq and is a predicted model, not a curated record. The transcript is spliced from 11 exons. NCBI's taxonomy places the organism in Eukaryota, Metazoa, Chordata, Actinopteri, Clupeiformes, Engraulidae.
AACCACUGUUCAGCAGCAUGCAACUGUUCAGCAAUCCAUGGAAAGAUCCACGCUGUCAAAAUACAGAUUGUACACAUGGGGGGCAAACAGUUAUGGACAGUUAGGGCAGGGUCACAUCGAAGAUCUGUCAAAUCCACACUGCGCUGAGUCGUCUCAUCUGGAUCAGGGCGUGACUUUCAUCACUGGUGGUGGUGGACACUCGGUGCUCAUUGCAGGGUCUGGUUCAUUGUUGGUUUGUGGGCAGAACCAUAAAGGCCAGCUAGGGCUGGGUCACACCACAGAUGUGCUGUCCUUUGUCCCCGUCUCUCUUUCGAGGUCUGUUCAGCAGGUGACCUGUGGAUGGGAUUUUACACUAUUCCUGACCGAUGGUGGGCAGGUGUUGUCGUGCGGCUCCAAUGCGUUUGGCCAGCUGGGCGUCUCCCCACAGGUGCCCUACUCUGCCCAGCCUCUGCCAGUCCAGUGUGAUCCUUGCAUUAGUAUAGCAGCUGGACUGAGGCAUGCACUGGCUGUGACAUGCAGUGGAGUUGUCUAUCAGUGGGGGACAGGUCUACACAGUCAGGCCAAACGAUGCCAACGUGACUUGGCGCUGCCGUCUUACCUGUCAUCCAAAGAGCCAUGUGUAGUUCCAGGUCUGGAUCAUGUCACCCCUGUGGAAGUGGCUGCAGGCUCCGCCCAUUCUGUGUGUCUGACAGCAGGGGGAGAGGUGUUGGUGUGGGGCAGUAAUAAGCAUGGGCAGCUGGUACAUGCUGACCCCUUCCUGCUCCUCCCAGUGGCUUUACACCACUCCCUGUUUAAUGGAGACCGAGUCACACACAUACACAGCGGAUGGACACACCUCGUAGCCUUAACAGAAAGGGGGCAGGUCUUCUCUUGGGGAAGAGCCAGUUACGGCCAGCUUGGGAGAGCAAUGCAAGCCAAUCAGGGUGCUGACCUGGGAUCAGAGGCGGGCCAGACUGAGAGCUCUCCCCUGCCACCGCACUGUACUCCCUCAGAGAUUACCCAACUUGCCGGAGCAUCUCAGAUUGCCUGUGGAUCCGAACACAACCUGGCUAUUGUAGGGGAUUGUCUGUUCUCCUGGGGAUGGAACGAGCAUGGAAUGUGUGGAGACGGAUCCCUUUGUGAUGUCACGCGCCCGCGUCCAAUCCCUGCGCUCAGAGGCGCCAGGGCCAUGCUGAUUGGCUGUGGAGCAGGGCAUUCCAUGGCUCUGUGCUGUUUGAAGGACGGUGAGGAGGAGGUAGUGGGAGACGGCUCUGCGGCUGUGGUCGGACCUACUGUGGCUCAAGGUGAACGUGGUUGAGCUGCGGCUGACUGCAGCCUUUGCCGGUAACGCACGAGCUAUCACACACACACAACUGCUAAAUGUGUGUGACUUAACUGAGUCCUCCUGACUCCCUCAGCCUCACACCACACUCGCUGUGACACACACACACACACACACACACACACACACACACACACACACACACACACACACACACACACACACACCAAAAGCAUGGACACAGCCCCUCAGGAGUAUCGUUUACAUUUGAGUUACCAAAAAGGACAAAUGCCCCCUUCAUUUCCCCAUUACGCACCACCCUGUGUGUGUGUGUACAUUACAUUACGCAGCGCAGAGUGCAGAUUAGCAUCUUUGUGCGGUGAUCGCUUUCUGAUGGCGUCGUCCCCCAACACCCCCCAGAGGAAUACAAACCCAUUGGAAGGAGGAAAUGGGAGACUGAAUGUGUUGAGUGCUCCCACUGUGCGACACUGAUGCUGCUUAACCCGAGCCCCCAUUACAUCAUUACGCCAUCAUGAGCCUCCACAGCCCCCU